Mycotypha africana is the source of this 513-nucleotide messenger RNA. Its product is annotated as ubiquitin-conjugating enzyme/RWD-like protein. The record is from RefSeq and is a predicted model, not a curated record. The coding region runs from base 1 to 513 and encodes 170 amino acids. NCBI's taxonomy places the organism in Eukaryota, Fungi, Mucoromycota, Mucoromycetes, Mucorales, Mycotyphaceae. The transcript has 3 exons.
AUGCCUUCUGAAGAAAAUCUAUACGUAUGGUAUGGAGUUUUAUUCGUGCACCAAGGUCUGUAUCAAUCGGGUGUUUUCAAAUUUAGAGUCGCUAUUCCUCAGGACUAUCCAGAAUACCCUCCCUCUGUUACAUUUAUGAGUGAUAUGUUUCAUCCUCUCAUUGAUGGUGGUGGCAAUCUAUCUUUAUCACAGCAAUUUCUGACCUGGCGGCCUCACGAGGAUUACAUUAUUUAUGUGUUGCAUUAUGUCAAGAAUAUCUUUAAAAAAGCAAUUUUGGAUAGACUAAUAGAAAAACAUUGUCUGAAUAAAGAAGCUUAUAGAAUGUAUAAGCAUGAAAUAAAUACGUUUAUCAAACUAUCAAAGCAAUGUGCUGAACUAUCUUAUUCGGAAUCGUAUUUGUAUGAUCAUUUUCCAGAUGAUAAUCUGAUACGCUUUUCUCCAAUUACAGAUGCUACACUUGGUAAAGAAAAGCUCGCUAAUCAGCGCUGUUGCCACCAAAAUUGCACUGCAUAA